This is a messenger RNA of Hermetia illucens (black soldier fly), 579 nucleotides long. RefSeq names its product protein obstructor-E-like. Lineage: Eukaryota; Metazoa; Arthropoda; Insecta; Diptera; Stratiomyidae. Bases 46 to 480 code for a protein of 144 amino acids. The transcript is spliced from 2 exons. The record is from RefSeq and is a predicted model, not a curated record. Gene Ontology annotation, cellular component: extracellular region. Gene Ontology annotation, molecular function: chitin binding.
CUCUCGGGGACAUAAAUAGAUUAAAAAUAAUUUUUCGAGGCUGAAAUGUACCUGAAGGUGAUACAAGGUACGAUUCUGAUUUUGCUAUCAGCAAUCAUUUGUUGCAAUGGAGACGAUAUUUUGGGAUGCGGAGCUAUGCCUCACGGUUCCGUUCUGCCGCACACGGAGUGCUACAAAUUCUUCUACUGCUACAACGGAGUCGUAGUCAUAUUGGAUUGCCCAGAAUAUUUCAAAUUUAUUCAAGAAGACGGGAAAUGUGAGUAUGAUCCUUCAUGUCUUCAUGGAGAUUCUUCCUCUGUCAGUUCAGAAGAUGCCUGUAAAGGAGUCACAGGCGAAAAAAAUGUGGAAAGUGGAAUAUCCUGCAAAUACUACUAUAAUUGUAUAAAUGGAAUUGGCGUCCUGAAGUCCUGUCCAGAUGGCUGGGGAUUCAAUAAGGAUGAUCAAAUGUGCGUCAAGGAAUUCCAGUGUGUGAAGACCUAAUUUCUGCUUCAGUAACUUAAAUAUUUUUGUAACAUUAAUCGGUGUUGGAUCAUUACGGUUUUUUUUUUUGUUUUUUUGAAUUAUACAAAAUAUUUUAAU